UUCAGCAGCAGCAGUAGCAGCAGCACCAACUCUCUCAGCCAUGAACACUCUGAUCAUCCUGAGCGCCGUCCUGGCCGUCGCCGUGGCUAAGCCCGGCUACCUGGGUGCCGCCCCCGCCGCAGUCGUCGCCCCCGCCGCGUACGCCGCCCCCGCUGUGGUCGCCGCCCCCGUGCACGCUGGCUACGCCGCCUACGGCCCCGCCCCCGUCGCCGUGCGCUCCGACGGCUAUCUGCUGGACACCCCUGCCGUCGCCGCCACCAGGGCCGCCCACCUGACCGCCGUCGCCCAGACUCAGGCCCGUGACGCCGUCAUCAACGGCGCAGCCCUCGCCUACGCUGCCCGCGCUUACGCCGCCCCCGCUGUGGCGUACGCCGCCCCCGCUCACGUCGCCUACGCCGCCCCCGCUCCACUGUCCUAUGCCGCCCCUGGCGCCCUCGCCGCCGCCGCCCACCUCCACGCUAAGGCUGCUCUGCUGGGCUGAAAUGUCUUUCCAUCUUCCUGUCAGUAACUCUGCUGUUCCUGUACAAAAAAAUUACAAAAAGUAAUAAAGUAUCUAAAAUAAAGCCUUAUUUUGUUUUUCA
Molecule: messenger RNA, 581 nt
Organism: Schistocerca americana (American grasshopper)
Lineage: Eukaryota; Metazoa; Arthropoda; Insecta; Orthoptera; Acrididae
Product: cuticle protein 16.5-like
Exons: 2
Coding region: 41-481 (146 amino acids)
Source: RefSeq, a predicted model, not a curated record